AUGCACUCAAGAGAUUUUGCAUCCCAGGCCAUGCAUCAGGCAAGCAAGCAGUUUCCAAAAGCAUUUGAGGGGCAAAGGAGACCAAAGAUGAAAAUUCCAGACUUUCCUUUGGAGUUGGAGAAAGACCAGGCGUCUUUUUUCUCUUUCGAUACAUCGAUUCAGCCACCUCCACUUAGCACAACAAAUUGUUUCAUCACAGAGACAACAAACACGGAUCCCAACUUACUAAGGUCCACCAUGUAUACUCUUCCUACGGACACAGAUACGUUUGAAUCUAUGGAAAUUCCCUUUGGGCUUGUCCUCAAUCCAUUUAACCAAAAAGCCAUGGCUACCGAGCUAGAUAAGGAGAUUUCAGUAAGGUGUUGGCAAUGCCAAAGUUAUGUCAAUAUAUUUACUAGGAUAGAAGGAACCGUUUUCUAUUGUAACAUUUGUGAUUCAAAAAAUCAAGUAAAGGAAGGAAUAAGCAAUGAGGUUACAAGAUACUCCACAAUAGAAUAUGUCACUAGAACAAAGAAUGUAAAGGUUGGAAAUGCCGAGCUAGGGAAUAUGGUUUCCGAAAAUUUGUUCAGAACUACUAUAGCUCAUGGGCCAGUGUUCAUUUUUGGGGUUGAUACAACUGUUCCCACAUUAAUGGAGCAUGCUGUGAAGGCUAUUGGAUAUCUUAUAAAGGAUGAAAACUUCCGAUUUCUGUUUAAGAAGAUAGCUGUUGUUUUGUUCUCUGAUGCCAUCUCAUUAAUCAAGGCAUCUGGAAGGAUAAUUACUGAGGUUCUAUUAUCUGACAAACUUCAACUUCCAUUUAUUUCUCCGGAAUUCCUAAUGGAUGUCGAAGAUAACGAGCUUAUGGACUUAUUGAUAGAACAUACUACAAAGAUGCCUGUGGGCAAAGGAAACCUCAAGAAUGGGUUUAAUGAUUGCUUAAAAGUUAGUAUUUCCAUAACAGGAUACUGCAAAGGGUCGAAGAUGGCAGUAUUUACCAAUACUCAGGAAAAACUAGAAGAAGAGGAGAUAGCAAAACAGCUCAUUGAAGUGGGGUGCUCACUGAGUGUCUUUUCAAUGCAAAAGACGCCAGCAUCCAGGCUGUGUGCUCUAACUACUGGUAGAAGUUUUAUAUAUACGUCUGAAACCCUUUCGAAGCUAGCGACUGACUUGAUGAAUUUAGGGACUAUGAAAAGCUCUUAUAAGGUAAGGGUUGAAGCAAAGACUUCUGAUGCCAUAAGAAAAUUAAGCUUCUACGGAAAUACUGCUUUUGAGCAUCUUGGGUUUCAAGAUUUCGCACAAAUGGAUGAUAAAACCACAUUUGGAAUAACCUUCUCUCUCGAAGAGUCUCUGAAAAAUAAGUCUAAAGUGUAUGUUCAGAUGAUACUAAGCUUCUACUGUUUUGACGGCUCAAGCCGAGUUCUUGUUAUGAAUACCAGCUUUGAAGCUUCAUCAAGAAUCUCAGAGGUUUAUGCAGGCCUUAGCUUUGACACCCUAUCAUGUAUAUAUGCAAAAUAUAUAGCAAUGGACGAAAACACUGUCAAAGAACAUAGCAAGAAGGUUGAAAACUCCAUCAGCCGGUCUCUCAAAUACUAUAGAAAUAGUUGCUGUAAAGAAGCAUCUAGCUCUCAAUUUGUUCUUCCAGAAUCUAUUAAGCUAAUUCCUCUUAUAUACCAAUCCAUGCUGAAGAAUAGCUGUUUCUCUAAUAGCGCAAGCAGAGAUAGCAUAUCUCAAGUAACAGGCUUUACUGUUGAACAAAACCUCAGGUUUUUUUAUCCACGGCUGUUUGCGUUUACCGACUUCUACAUAGACAAGUCUCUGGAUAAGAUCAAGGCCCUUAAGCUUACUGCCGAGUCCCUUAACUCCGAAGAAAUCUACGUCUUGGACAAUUCUCAAAAGAUAUAUAUUUACAUUGGAGAAAACGUAGAUACAUCCUUAAAAGAGGCUAUAUUUACAGACAAGACAGAGGAAAAUGAGGUUCUACGUAAAAUGAUUGAAGAAUUCUACUCCUAUUACGAUAGCGAGCUACCAGUUGUAUUUGUGGAGGAAGGAAAGGGAGGGCCUGAGGUUGAAUUUAUCGGAUAUUUAGUUGAAGACAGGCUUAAUAACAUACCUUCUUACCCGGAUUACAUAUGUGAGCUUCAUUUCAAAGUUAAAAAUGCCUGA
Encephalitozoon romaleae SJ-2008 is the source of this 2142-nucleotide messenger RNA. Its product is annotated as Vesicle coat complex COPII subunit Sec24. The record is from RefSeq and is a predicted model, not a curated record. Gene Ontology annotation, biological process: intracellular protein transport; endoplasmic reticulum to Golgi vesicle-mediated transport; COPII-coated vesicle cargo loading. The transcript has a single exon. Lineage: Eukaryota; Fungi; Microsporidia; Unikaryonidae. Bases 1 to 2142 code for a protein of 713 amino acids. Gene Ontology annotation, molecular function: SNARE binding; zinc ion binding. Gene Ontology annotation, cellular component: endoplasmic reticulum exit site; COPII vesicle coat.